Molecule: messenger RNA, 1068 nt
Organism: Kwoniella shivajii
Lineage: Eukaryota; Fungi; Basidiomycota; Tremellomycetes; Tremellales; Cryptococcaceae
Product: transcription elongation factor S-II
Exons: 10
Coding region: 1-1068 (355 amino acids)
Biological process (GO): regulation of mRNA 3'-end processing; DNA-templated transcription; transcription elongation by RNA polymerase II
Cellular component (GO): nucleus
Molecular function (GO): RNA polymerase II transcription regulatory region sequence-specific DNA binding; zinc ion binding
Source: RefSeq, a predicted model, not a curated record
AUGGACGCGGCUACUCUGACCACUCUUGUGAAAGAGCUGAAUACGGCCAACGGUGAAGGGAAGACUGAUGAAGUAGUUCGAAUACUGAAAAAACUAAAGACGGAAGUUGAACCUUCAGAGGAUUUACUUAGAUCUUCCAAAGCAGGUGUGGCGAUAGGUAAACUUCGAUCGUCGACUACUUCGUCAAUUUCGGCACUGGCGAAAGAGAUCGUUAAAUCCUGGAGAGACAAGAUUGAGGAAAGUAAGAAGAAGAGGAAGAGGGAUGACGGAGAUGUCAAGAAGGAAGAUGGUGCUGCAAAGAGAGUGAAAGCUGAAGGAUCAUCUACCGCUCCUUCUCCUUCAGCGGCUUCACCAAUACCAUCAGCAUCAGCCUCAACUCCCGAUAUAACCAAAACAGAAUCAAAACCAUCACCUUCCGCAGCAGGAACAACAGCAGUAUCAGGUAAAGAAGCAGUACGUGAAUCGUCACCUCGUCAACCACUGUCAACUAUAGAUGCAUCUAGGACAACACCUAGAACAGCUAAAUCAGAUGGUGUGGAUAAAUCAUUAAGAGCAGAUAACACAGAUGGUGCACAUGAUCCUGUCAGAGAUAAAUGUGUCGUUAUGAUUUAUGAUGCUUUGGCGGGUGAUAGUACUGCUCAAAAUAAGAUUUUGAUAGAAAGGGCCGUUGGAAUAGAAAUGGAUGCGCACAAAGCUACGAAUUAUUCAACCGGUAACGAUUAUAGAGCAAAGAUGAGAUCGCUUUUCCUCAAUCUGAAAGAUAAAGGUAAUCCAGCUUUGAGAAAUGAGAUUGUUCUAGGUUAUAUAACUACGGAGAAAGUAGCUAAUAUGUCGAAAGAAGAAAUGGCAUCGGAGUCUGUUCGAGCGUUGAACGAGAAAAUAGCUUCGGAUAACUUAUUCAAAGCCAAAGCAGUCGGUGAAACUCAAGCUGAAACAGACGCAUUCAAAUGUGGUAGAUGUCAACAAAGGAAAUGUACUUAUUAUCAGAUGCAAACUAGAUCAGCCGAUGAGCCUAUGACCACUUUCGUAACAUGUACGAAUUGCAAUAAUAGAUGGAAAUUUAGUUAA